CAAUCAGUAUGUUAUUAUAUUUUCUAUUAGAAACAGAACGAAUAAAUUAGAAAUAUGUUUUUUAAGUAGAAACUAUAUAAGUAACACAUCCAGGUGGAUAUGAAUUGUAUAAAAUGUGUCGCGUAAUGUUUGUUGGAAUCAUCUUAUAUAUUUGUGUUCGUACCAAAGCUGAAAAUUUUCCAUCCCUUAUCACUUCUAAUGCUUCUCUAGCUAUUAUUAUAGAUCGUGAGUAUGUAGGAGACGAAUAUGAAAAUAUAAAAGCUGAUAUAGAAAAUUAUUUAACUUAUGCCAAGAGAGAACUCCUAAAACAUGGUGGAGUUAAUCACUAUUUUUAUUCUUGGACAGCGAUAAAUGUGAGGCGAGAUUUAUCUGCUGUUCUCAGUAUAGCGUCAUGUUCUGAUACAUGGAAAUUAUUUCGUUCAGCAGAAGAUGAAAAAUUACUACACAUGGCUAUUUCUGAAACAGAUUGCCCGAGAUUACCUAGUAACAAAGCUAUAACAAUCCCAUUGAUUAAAAAAGGAGAAGAGAUGCCCCAGUUAAUACUUGAUCUUAGAUCAGCUGGAAUUUAUAACUGGAAGUCAGUUGUAAUUAUUUAUGAUCGAACUUUAGAUAGAGACAUGACGACGCGUGUAAUAAAAUCCAUUACACAACAAUCGAAUUUGAAUAUAAAAGCCACAGGAAUUUCUUUAAUAAAACUAGAGAGAAAUAUUACAAAAUACCAUUUAAAUGAAAUUAUGUCUACCAUACGUACCAAAACGGUAGGAGGAAAUUUUUUAGUUAUAGUAAGUCAUCAGUUGGUGGAAACCAUUAUGGAAUAUGCAAAAUCCCUUAAUCUCGUAGACAUAAAAAAUCAAUGGUUAUACAUUAUAUGCGAUUCAAUCUAUAAUAACAGUGACAUAACAUCUUACAAAAGACUGUUACGAGAGGGAGAUAAUGUUGCUUUUGUAUACAAUACGUCAAUAACAUCAGAAAAUUGUAGGGUUGGAAAAAAGUGUCACAGUGAAGAGGUUUUGGAAGGUUUCAUGAAAGCUCUAGAUGAAGCUAUUCAAGAUGAGUAUGACAUAGCAAGUCAAGUCUCCGAUGAAGAAUGGGAAGCUAUUAGACCCACUAAAUUAGAACGACGAAAUUAUCUCCUCGACCGGAUAAAGAAACAUUUAGCAAGACAUGGAACUUGUGAUAAUUGUACUUUCUGGAGAAUGAGUACUGGUGAAACAUGGGGUAAAGAAUAUCAACUUGCCAAUUAUUUUAAAAACAGUGAAAUUCAGUCGGUUAUUGAAAUCUUACCUGUAGGAACUUGGAGACCCAGUGAUGGUCCUUCUAUGAAUGAUGAAUUAUUUUUACAUGUCGCCCACGGUUUUAGAGGUAAAACUUUACCAGUAGUUUCAUUUCAUAACCCUCCUUGGCAAAUUCUCAAAAUCAAUGAAUCUGGAGAAGUUACGGAAUACACGGGAUUAGUUUUUGAUAUCAUUAAAGAACUCUCCAAUAAUUUAAAUUUUACAUUCACGGUGGAGGUCGUAAAUAAAACAGUGAUAAAAAAUAGCAGCGUAGGAAAUAAUUCUCUGGAAAUAACAAAUAUAGCUACUAAUAGUAUACCAACUGAAUUCAUAGAUAUGAUACGAAAUAAAAGCGUUGCGUUUGGAGCAUGCGCUUUUACCGUCACCGAAGAUAAUAAACAUUUAAUAAAUUUUACAAGCCCCAUAAGUAUCCAAACAUACACAUUUCUUGUUGCUAGACCCAAAGAAUUAAGUAGGGCCCUUCUUUUCAUUUCACCAUUUACUGGAGAUACAUGGUUAUGUUUAUCAGCAGCUAUAAUAUCAAUGGGACCGAUUUUAUAUUAUAUACAUCGCUUUAGUCCAGUGUAUGAAUAUAAAGGCAUAUCUAUGAAAGGAGGUUUGUCGUCUGUUCAGAAUUGUAUUUGGUACAUGUAUGGAGCCUUAUUACAACAAGGUGGUAUGCAUCUUCCUUAUGCCGAUAGUGCCAGAAUAAUCGUAGGAUCAUGGUGGUUAGUAGUAUUAGUUGUAGCGACCACAUACUGUGGAAAUCUCGUAGCUUUUCUAACUUUUCCUAAAAUAGACCAACCGAUAACUACAAUUGACGAACUAAUUGGUCACAAAGAUACAGUUACUUGGAGUUUCCGACGAGGAAGUUUUUUAGAUAUGCAAUUAAAAACGUCUACAGAAAGAAGAUUCAGAACACUUUACGAUGAUGCUGUGAAAGAACAUAACAUAUCUAAUUUAAUUAAACAAAUUGAAAAUGGGAAACACGUAUUUAUUGACUGGAAAAUGAGGCUACAGUAUAUAAUGAAAAAACAAUAUUUAGAGACGGACAGAUGUAACUUAGCUUUAGGUUUAGAUGAAUUCUUUGAUGAACAAUUGGCUCUAAUUGUUGCUCAAGAUAUACCUUACUUACCAACCAUUAACGCUGAAAUUAAAAAACUACAUCAAGUUGGACUUAUACAAAAAUGGUUACAAGACUAUUUACCAAAAAAGGACCGUUGUUGGAAAAAUCGCCACAUCAUUGAAGUGAAUAAUCAUACAGUUAAUAUGGAUGACAUGCAGGGGAGUUUUUUCGUAUUAUUUUUUGAUUUAUUGUCACCGUUACCAGUCAAGUACAGAAGUACCAUCUAAAACAACAAAAUGGAUACAACAAUAAUAUAUAGAAAUUUUAUAGCACCUAAUUGUUUUAGUUAUUUUUAAAAAAAUUUUUUAUUCACAGUUGUUCAGAUUAGUCUCAAAUGCUUAAAAAUAAAUUCAAAGCUAAAAUAUUGUUUUAAAAGAAAAAUAUAUAUAACAUACAGAGCCUUCAUAAACGUUUACAAGCCAUGUGACGACCAAGCUUAGGCAACCAAUAUUGCACGGCUGGUACUAGUAACGAAAAAUCCAUCAAUCUUGGUGUUACCAAUGCUAAUGAGUAAUGACUCAUUUACAAUGAAUAAUGGCAAACCGUUAUGUCUACACUCGAGAUAAUGCGAUCGCUGAUUGGUUGAAUAGAGCCUCGUGAUAAAUUAAAGCCGGUGAAACAGAUUGUUGUGUUUUAAUGCAAUAUUGAUCUUAUUGUUUAAAUAAUUGGCUCUAUAUUUGAAAUUAAUAGGUUAAUAUAUGCGUACUAGUGAUUAUAAAUAAAAAAAAAUUGUAUAGGUAUUGUGAUGGAUUAUUCUGAGAAAUAUUUAUUUUAGCCAAAUUUUGAAUAUGAGCUUUAUUAUCAUUACCAUUAUCAUUUUCAUUAUAAUUUUUUUCACAGCUUUCACUAGUGGACGGACCAAAGCCAAGUCCAUUGGAUGUUUAUUUUUGAUUUAAAAAAAUUGUGUUAUAUUACAUGUAUUACUGCUUUUGCACAAUGGUAUGAAUAUUCUGACCUUCAUUGAUUUGCGCGAGAUGUUUAUUGAACGUGUGAGGUGUAAUACCUGUAGUUGAAAUAAUAAAAAGAAUGACGUGCACUCGUUUUUGUUUCCAAAUUCUUUCUAUUUCUGUUGCCAUUUCUUGAUAUUUUUCUUUAUUUUCUGAGUACUUUUUUAUUACAUUUUGGUCAGAUGGCAUUGCACCCAUGAUACAAUAUCUUUAUAUUGUAUUAUAUAUUGCACCGGUAUGAAAACAGCAGCCAAAGAUAGCAGCUAAUUCACCCGACCAUGCCCAUCUAUUAUUAUUUACUCUGAACAACUUUUAUUGAUAAAAUUUUAUAUCCAAUAGUAAGAAAUUCUUGAUUGGUUUAUUUUCGUGUUUUAGAUCAUUUAAAAAAAACAAUAAUUAUUCAUUCAUAAAUUAAAAUCAGUGCUCUUCAACUUUUUGGACGAAUUAAAAUUUAAAUCAGAUAUAAAAAAGUUACAGUGUUAUAUUGGCAUACGCAUUAACAUGCAUUUUUUUAGGAUUUCUGGUGUCCAUUUUGUUGUUAUUACUGGAGAAACUUUGGCACAAACAUGCUGUGAAGAAGAAGGAAAAAAUAAUUCAACCGUUUAUG
Messenger RNA from Anoplophora glabripennis (Asian longhorned beetle), 3954 nucleotides. It is a transcript of the gene Ir93a, whose product is annotated as ionotropic receptor 93a. Gene Ontology annotation, molecular function: glutamate-gated receptor activity. The transcript is spliced from 14 exons. Gene Ontology annotation, biological process: monoatomic ion transport. The record is from RefSeq and is a predicted model, not a curated record. Gene Ontology annotation, cellular component: membrane. Lineage: Eukaryota; Metazoa; Arthropoda; Insecta; Coleoptera; Cerambycidae. Bases 114 to 2627 code for a protein of 837 amino acids.